Molecule: messenger RNA, 1685 nt
Organism: Hydractinia symbiolongicarpus
Lineage: Eukaryota; Metazoa; Cnidaria; Hydrozoa; Anthoathecata; Hydractiniidae
Product: ras-related protein Rab-4B-like
Exons: 7
Coding region: 112-741 (209 amino acids)
Biological process (GO): Rab protein signal transduction; regulation of endocytosis
Cellular component (GO): endosome
Molecular function (GO): GTP binding; GTPase activity
Source: RefSeq, a predicted model, not a curated record
AUUGCUUUUUAUACUGUUUUUAUUUUAGAUUUACUGCUCUAUAUAUAAUUGUAAAUGGAGUAAUUGUUCAGGAAUAUCUUUAAAAUAAACACUUACUGUAAAUAAAAGACCAUGAGUGAAACAUAUGAUUACUUGUUCAAAUUUUUAAUCAUUGGUAGUGCUGGUGUUGGUAAAUCAUGCAUUCUUCAUCAAUUUAUGGAAAACAAAUUCAAACAAGAUGCCCAUCAUACUAUUGGUGUUGAAUUUGGUUCAAAAGUUGUAAAUAUUGGUGGCAAAUCUAUAAAGUUACAGAUCUGGGACACAGCUGGGCAAGAAAGAUUUCGCUCUGUUACUCGAAGUUAUUACAGAGGUGCUGCUGGUGCUCUCCUGGUGUAUGACAUCACAAGUCGUGAAACAUACAAUACCCUCACCACAUGGUUGACUGAUGCCCGAACCUUAGCGAGUCCUAACAUUGUUAUCAUAUUGCUUGGAAACAAAAAAGAUUUGGAUGCUGAUAGGGAGGUGACGUUUUUGGAAGCCAGCAGAUUUGCACAAGAAAAUGAACUUAUAUUUCUUGAAACAAGCGCAGUGACAGGUGAAAAUGUUGAAGAGGCCUUCCUAAAAUGUUCUCGAACGAUUCUCUCCAAAAUCGACGCUGGCGAACUCGACCCUGAAAGAAUGGGAUCUGGUAUUCAAUACGGAAACUCUGCACUGCGAAAAAAUGCACCACAGAAACCAGAAAGCCAAAAUUGUGAUUGUUAAAGUACUUUUUAUAGAAGAGCUUUUAUAUAAAUAUAUUUGUAAGGUGGGACUGUUUUUUGUUGAAUUGACAACUUUCUAUUCACACAUUUUCAAACGGAUUUCUUACUUUCAUCCAUACUUCUAGAAUCAGUUUAGUUUUUUUUGUGCAAUAUAGCUUGCUAUUUGUUGAAAAACCUGAGGUGUAAAUUUUCCUCUUAUUUUUUUAAAGCAAAAUAGAUAGCUAUGUUCAAAAUUUGGUAAAGUUAUUAAGAUAUUUGUUAUUGAAACCAUACUCGACAGAAUUACCAUCAAUAUAUCCAUAUGCAUAGAAAUCUCUUUUUUUUUUAAGUUUAAUCACAUUAUUUUAAAAUAUUGUUUCUGUCCGUCCUUUAACGACUUCUCUAAAAUCUUUUAUAGUUAGUUUUUCUGAAUUCUUUUCAAAUUUGUUCUUAUAUUAAUACUGUUGUUAUUUUUAUUUUUUAAUGUAAAUUUGGAAUUUUGUCUGACAUAGUAAUGGUCCACUUGACCUGGAAUGUUUCACUGGUGUUAGAAGUAUGUUUAUGAAUUCAUUCAUCCAUUCGUUCAAAUUUACUCAUUUUGUUUCAUUCUAUUCAUACAAAUUUUUUUUUGGAUUUUUUAAAUGAAGCCUUAACUAGAUUCGCAGAUUUGAAGUUUGAACGUUUGGAAUCUUGGUUUUUUUGCUUACUCUAUAAAAACAAAGAAAUCAUUUUUCUCGUAUGUGUAUUUUUUUUUACCUUGUAGAAAUUAUUAAAGUUUUUGUUUUGUUUAUAAAUGAUUUAGAAAUUGCGUCAACUUGUUGCCAUUUAAAUACAUUAACUAUUCACAUUCUACUGGUUGUCGUAUUUCUAUCAUGGCGGUAAAAAUUGAAAUGUAUAUUUAGACAUUAUAUGUCAAUACCGUACUGUGUUUUGUGUAAUCUCAAAAUAAAACCAUCUUGUAAUUUA